This is a messenger RNA of Fonticula alba, 982 nucleotides long. Its product is annotated as 20S proteasome subunit beta 1. Gene Ontology annotation, cellular component: proteasome core complex. Bases 96 to 824 code for a protein of 242 amino acids. The transcript has 4 exons. Gene Ontology annotation, molecular function: threonine-type endopeptidase activity. The record is from RefSeq and is a predicted model, not a curated record. Lineage: Eukaryota; Rotosphaerida; Fonticulaceae.
CCCCGCCCCCCUCUUCCAUCCUCUUCCAGACCCCCUCCCCAGCCCUUCGCGUCCUUUCCCGUCCUUGCUCCCCUGCACCCCUGCUCUCCUGAACCAUGGUUUUCCACCAGCUUCCGGACUUCGGCCAGGCCGUCAGCCUCGGUACCACCAUCAUGGCGGUCAAGUUCAAGGAUGGCGUCAUCCUGGCGGCCGACUCGCGCACCUCCUCCGGCUCAUACAUUGUCAACCGUGUGGCCGACAAGCUGACCGAGCUCUACCCGGACUCGAUCUACUGCUGCCGGUCCGGCUCGGCCGCCGACACCCAGGCCAUCGCCGACAUCAUUCGCUACUACCUGCAGGUUCAUGCCGCCGAGCAUGAUGCCCCGCCCCCGGUCGAGAUCGCCGCCAACCUCUUCCACAAGGUGUGCUACUCCAACCGCGGGAUGCUGUCCGCCGGGCUGAUCGUCGCCGGCUGGGACAAGGCUUCGGGCGGUGCGGUGUACAACAUCCCCCAGGGUGGCUCGGUUCACCAGCUGGACAUCAGCAUCGGUGGAUCCGGUUCCAUCUUCAUUUACGGCUAUUGCGAUGAGUUCUACCGCCCGGACAUGUCCAAGGAGGAGUGCCUGGACUUCUGCCGCAAGGCCGUUGCCCUGGCCAUCAGCCGUGAUGGGUCUUCUGGCGGUGUCAUCCGCACGUGUGUCAUCACCGAGGCCGGGGCUGAGCGCGAUGUCAUUCCUUUCUAUGAGGUGAAGAUCGGCCCGCCCAUGGGUGCCCCGGGCGCCGCGCCGGCCGCCGCUGAGGCCGCCCCCAUGCAGACUGACGUCGAGGUCCACAGCGACAACUAAGGCCGCGCAUGCACAGGCACAACUUCCCCGCCCGCUGCGCCUUUCUCUUCGCCACAUUCUCGCCAUCCCGCCCUCCCCUCCCUCGCACGGCCAUCCUCCCUUCUUUCGGCUCCAAGAGCAUCUCCCCCCCCCCUCCCCCUCCCUCCCCCCCUCUCUCC